Molecule: messenger RNA, 1123 nt
Organism: Suillus paluster
Lineage: Eukaryota; Fungi; Basidiomycota; Agaricomycetes; Boletales; Suillaceae
Exons: 15
Coding region: 77-994 (305 amino acids)
Source: RefSeq, a predicted model, not a curated record
AUAGCUCUAUAGCCUCACUGCGGGAUAUAUAGUAAGAGAGAACUACUGCGUUGCUGACAAAAUUUCCUUGUCAACAAUGUCUUCUUCAACGCAGGGUGUCAUCCCACAACUCAACCUCGGGAAUACGUAUGGGGCACUUUUUAUCGGGGUUAUCUUUGCAACGAUGACACUUGAUGCUCUGCACUUGGCCUUGAUCGUCCAUUGCGUCUAUUAUUAUUUAGUGACCAACUACGCGAACAUUGCUGCACUCCCGGAAGUUGUAUGGAGUGCCAAACUUCAGGUCAUAGUCGACAUGCUCGUCAUUUGGGGGGUACAUAUCCUAUAUGUUCAUCGCAUAUGGAUAGUCAGCAAGGGCCGAUCAAGAACUCUCCCUAUAACAGUGGGCAUAAUUGUGGUCCUGGCUUCAGGUGUUGGCACCGCCCUUCUUUGGGGAACAUAUCAAACCCACAUGUUCGUGGAUUUACUUAAAAUUGAAUGGGCGACAUACUCGACGUUAGGCACGAUUUUCUUGAUUGAUGUUCUUAUUGCAUCAUCACUAUGCUAUCUCCUCGCUACCUCCCGUACUGGGUUCCCCAGCACCGAUUCCUUCUUAACAAAACUCAUGGGUUACACCAUCUAUACCGGCUUUGUGACAAGUGUAUUCUCAUUGAUAGCUAUCAUCACAUGCGCAGCGAUGCCGAAGACCUUCAUCUUCCUCGGUGUUGAAUUUUUAGUGGCAAAAUUAUUUGUCAAUUCAUACAUCGCACUCCUGAACGCACGAUACUACCUACAGGCCAACGCAGACAAUAUUGAUUCUUCCGAGUUCCACAACCGCCACGGCGUGUACCGCCCGGAGCUGUGCAUGGGCGCGUCACAAGACGAGAGCUUUCAUGCACCUCAGAAGAAUGUAUUUAAACAACCCGACGAUGAUGUGCUACGUAUCACUCGACCCGUUGAGGCUACCAUGCGGCCGAUUGAGACGGCGAUGGAAAUGGAUUAUUUCUCAUCAGUGUGAUUGAUUAGUAUCAUACGCAUGGAUCGUUGCAUGCUUGUCUCGUCACGGGACAGGACUCGCAAAUAACUUAUGAGCUCUCUGUAAGUUAUCGCAAUGCUGGGAACGAGAGGAAUUGAUCCACCAUGUGCU